Molecule: messenger RNA, 1404 nt
Organism: Pieris macdunnoughi
Lineage: Eukaryota; Metazoa; Arthropoda; Insecta; Lepidoptera; Pieridae
Source: the annotation of a GenBank genome assembly
AUGAGAAUACAAUUCGUUCCAUACAUCACUUGUUUAUCUAAAUACCAUACUUGUACGCUGACAGAGUGCUUAGAAGAAGCGGCGCCUGCGCAGACGCCGGUUAAUUGCGACGAAAGUGCAUAUUCUGUACUUGGAGCUAACUACUCGGGCAAAUUUGCGUCAGUCCGAAAGAUCCGCCACCUGGUGUCCGGUGUGGAGUACGCCGCCAAAUUUAUCCGCAAAAGACGGCGCGCCGCCGACACCACACGCGAGAUACAGCACGAGGUCGCCGUGCUAGCCCUCUGCUCGGAUAGCACACGCGUUGUACGCUUACACGAGGUAUAUGAAACACGUACAGAAGUAGCCAUAGUUUUGGAGUUAUGUGCGGGUGGUGAACUUCAACGUCUACUGGAUGAAGAGGAGCGCCUCACAGAAGGUGCUACCAGAAGAGCCCUCCGCCACGUGCUGGAAGGGCUGGCACACCUCCACGCCCGCCGCGUGGCACACCUGGACCUGAAGCCGCAGAACCUGUUACUCACCGCCGGCGGCGAGGAGCUGGUCAUCUGCGACUUUGGUAUCAGUCGUGCGAUACAACCCGCCGCACAUGUCAGGGAGAUACUAGGCACGAGGGACUAUGUUGCGCCAGAGAUCCUGUCAUACGAGCCGUUGUCUCUAGCAGCAGACAUCUGGUCGGUGGGAGUGUUAGCCUACGUGCUUUUAAGCGGGUAUUCCCCUUUUGCGGGCGACACCAAGCAGGAGACCUACCUCAACAUCGCACAGUGCCAGUUGUCCUUCCCCAAGGACCUCUUCUGGGGCGUGUCUCAACGCGCCAUGCAGUUCAUCAAAGAGACGCUAGUAGUUGAUCCUAUGGGCCGUCUUACAGUGGAAGAGUGCCUGGAGCACCCCUGGUUGAAAGACGAUGCGGACAUCCCACGAGUCAUAGUCGGGGUAGGCUUCGACGCCGACUCCGAAGUAGGCUCUGAAGCAGACGAUGACGGCACAGAUAACGGCGACGACGAGACAGUUAACGGCGAUGGAAAAGGAGUUAACGGCGUUAAUGGCGUCAACGGAGUCAACGGGCAUAACGGUGUUAGCAAAUGUAAUGGUACGACAAAUGGAACACAUGAAGAUAAAGAGCCAGAUCCCCGUGGAUCGCCUACUCCACGUGAAGAGGAAGAACGAGCUGCAGCGGUCAAACACGCGAGAGACGACUCACCUUCACCGCCCUUCCCUGACGCGCCUUCCACGCCCAAGGUGUCGCGCAAAUCCCACCCUUCGCCGCCGUCCGUGCUCGCGCUCUGCAAGAAAUUCCAGCCGGAUUAUGAGAAACCGGCAAAGUUAUGUCACGCCCGGGGCGAGCUUUGCGGUUGUCCGGCACCCUGCCUGCGUCUGCGCACAGCACAAGACAGAGCUGUACUUUGCUAG